AUGUCAGAAGGUCCAAAUUCAAACACAAACUUACAGACUGUCUCCCGCCAUAUCUUGGAAGACCAGCACAACUCGCCUGAAGCGUCUGGCGAUCUUUCUCUUCUCCUCACCUCAGUCACGCUGACGUCAAAGUUCAUCGCGAACAACGUCCGUAAAGCCAGGCUUAUCAACCUCGUUGGUUUGGCUGGUGAGACCAACGUCCAGGGCGAGGACCAGAAGAAACUCGAUGUCCUGUCCAACGAAAUCAUGAUCAACUCUCUCAGGGCUUCUGGUAAGACUGCUGUCCUCGUCUCUGAGGAACUCGACGAUCCUGUCUUCAUUGAGGAUGGAAAGAGGGGCAAGUACUGCGUCACUUUCGAUCCUCUCGAUGGUUCUUCCAACAUUGACGCCGGUGUUAACGUUGGUACCAUCUUCGGUAUCUACAAGGUCAGGGAUGGCUCAAAGGGCGACAUAGAAGACGCCCUGCAGAGGGGCUCUGAUAUGGUUGCCGCCGGUUAUACCAUGUAUGGUGCCUCCACCAACCUCGUCAUCACCACCGGCUCUGGCGUUAAUGGCUACACCCUUGACCCUGCCCUCGGUGAAUUCAUCCUCACCCACGAAAACAUCACCCUUCCUGAAAAGGGCUCUAUUUACUCUUUCAAUGAAGGUAACAGCAAGUUCUUCCAUGAACCUGUAAACAAAUACCUUGACUCUAUCAAGAACCCUGCAGACGGUAGCAAACCUUACAGCGCCAGAUACAUUGGUUCUAUGGUUGCUGAUGUCCAUAGAACACUUCUUUACGGUGGUAUCUUUGGUUACCCAGGCGACAAGAAGACCAAGGAUGGUAAGCUGCGUAUUCUCUACGAGGGUUUCCCAAUGGCCAUGCUCAUCGAACAAGCCGGUGGUAUUGCCACUACUGGCACACAACGCAUCUUGGACAUCAAGCCUACUUCUAUCCACGAGAGAGUGCCUGUCUUCUUGGGCUCGAAGCAUGAAGUCAACCAGGUUAUUGAUUUCCACCGCAAUGCAUAA
This is a messenger RNA of Wallemia ichthyophaga EXF-994, 1011 nucleotides long. RefSeq names its product Fructose-1,6-bisphosphatase, cytosolic. The record is from RefSeq and is a predicted model, not a curated record. Gene Ontology annotation, molecular function: fructose 1,6-bisphosphate 1-phosphatase activity. Gene Ontology annotation, biological process: sucrose biosynthetic process; fructose 6-phosphate metabolic process; fructose 1,6-bisphosphate metabolic process. NCBI's taxonomy places the organism in Eukaryota, Fungi, Basidiomycota, Wallemiomycetes, Wallemiales, Wallemiaceae. The transcript has a single exon. Gene Ontology annotation, cellular component: cytosol; cytoplasm. The coding region runs from base 1 to 1011 and encodes 336 amino acids.